This is a messenger RNA of Brettanomyces bruxellensis, 3453 nucleotides long. RefSeq lists its product as uncharacterized. The record is from RefSeq and is a predicted model, not a curated record. Bases 1 to 3453 code for a protein of 1150 amino acids. The transcript has a single exon. Gene Ontology annotation, molecular function: histone binding. Gene Ontology annotation, cellular component: condensed chromosome, centromeric region; nucleus. Gene Ontology annotation, biological process: meiotic chromosome condensation; mitotic cell cycle; mitotic chromosome condensation. NCBI's taxonomy places the organism in Eukaryota, Fungi, Ascomycota, Pichiomycetes, Pichiales, Pichiaceae.
AUGUUUGAAUUCAACCUAUCGGAUGCCGUGACUAAAUACCCUGAGGAAAUUGAUUCAUACAAGGCAGAAGACAUCUCAGAUGAUCUAAAAACAAGAUUAAACGAGAUCACAAAUACUUUGGCAGUUAGACCAUCUGCAAUUAUGGAUGAGAUGAUCUGGGAUCCACUAGUGGAGAUGGUGCACUGUUACAAAACGUUGCCGGACGAAAUUCGAUUCCAAAUGGCGUAUCUUGUGUCUAACUCGCUCAGUUUGGAAAUCGACUCGGAAACAAGACCAGUUCUUCAAGGCGGCGAAACGGAGAUGUUUGAGCAGCAGAAACAGAUUCUUCAGCUAUACGGAUAUCUAGUGUUUGUGUUGCUUUACAACCUGGGAAAGGAGGAUGCAGAUACGAAAAACUCGAAGAUGAAACGACACGUCAUGAAGUCAAACGAUAUCAUAGAGAGUCUUCUUGGGACUGUGACACAAUUAUUUGCACUUAGGCUCUCCCUCUUGUUCCAGACCACGCCCGAGCGAAAUAUGUUUGUGGGGAACUUGCUUUUGAGUCCGAUAAAUGCUCUUUUGGAGAACACGCACCGGGCCAAAGUGAAUUCGAUCAAAAGGCACUGCUUUAAAACAGUUUGCUUAGCAGUGAAGUACCACGGACAGGCUUCACAUACACAGAAUGCCAUUUUACAGCAUCUUACGUACUUUCCACACUUGAGUAGUGUGAUGGCAGAGCUUCUAGAGGUGAUGGCAAACAAAUAUGACUAUCCGCAGUUGACAGAUGCCAUUUUGAAAGAGGUGAGUGCAAAAAAGUUCAACGAGAACGAUGUGACAGGUCCCAAAUCGGUCAGUACGUUUCUCACCAAGCUAUCUGAGAUUGCUCCUCGUGUUGCAAUGAGGCAGAUGUCGUUGGUUGCCGUUUUAUUGGAUAAUAACUCUUUCACACUUCGAUGUGCGGUGGUUGAAGUUGUUGGAAAUAUCAUCAGCACCAUUUCGAGCUCAUCCGAGGACUUUGAGCAGCAUAAGGAGAGUGCAAACAGCUACAUCGAUUUAUUGGAAGAGAGACUACUGGAUGCGAAUCCGUACGUGAGGUCAAGAGCCAUCCAAGGACUCACAAAAUUGACUGAGAUGAAGAUAAAGUUUGUGGAUCGAAGAUUGAAAUGGACGAGGCUGGCAGUGCGGCACUUGGAAGAUCGAUCUGGGUUGGUUCGGAGGAAUGCGAUCAAGUUUUUGUCGCAUUUGAUAAUGACGCAUCCAUAUUCUUCCAUCAACGAUGAGCGGUUAGAGUUCAAGUCUUGGAAUUCAAAGCUUGAGAUGCUAACGGGGAAGUUGAAGGAGCUGCAGCCGGAUAUAUUUGAGGAGGGGGAUGAAGAAAAUGAUAAAGAGGAGGUAAAUAAAGAAAAGGAUAAGGAGGGGGAGGUAAAUGAAGAAAAUGAUGAAGGACAGGAAGAUAAAGAAGAGGUGGAAGGAAAUGAACACCCUAAUGACAACCAGGAUAUGGACGAUCAGGUGGUAGAAGAUGCAGAAAUUAACAGAAAUACAGAGGAAAGUGUCCAGAAAGAAAAUCAAGCAGACCCCACAAUGGUCCACAAGCUUUUCCUCACUUGGCAAAUCUAUAAAGACUGCACUAUCUUUAUCAAGCAGAUCGAGAAGUCGGCAGAAUUGUGCUGCCAGCUGCUUCAUUCGAAGUCCAAACUCGAGGUCAUAGACGUGAUGACGUACUUUGUGCUUUUGGAUGCAUACGGGGUGGAGAAUUCGGACACUGGAAUCAAGCAGAUGCUUCAUUUGGUGUGGAUGAAGGGAAGCAAUGAGGAGGGAAACCAGGUUGUGGACAAGUUGAUCGAUUGCUACAAGACUUUGUAUCUCAACAGUCCGCCUACGGCUACCCCACUCCAGAAAUCGGCAAGUAUCGCAAAGAAUCUCGUCGAGUUGACUUACGACGCGUCGAUGGCCGAUCUCGCGUCGCUCGAAAAGCUUAUUGGAGAGCUUUACCAGACGCAUCUUGUGGGAAACAGCGUGGUGAAAGUGUUGUGGAGUCUUUUUAAGCAGGAGGGAGUACCCAAAGAGUGCAAAAGAGGCUCGAUAAUCGUCUUGGGGAUGCUUGCAGUGGUCAACAAUCGGAUCUCGCUUGAAGGAUUGGACCUAGUUCUCAGCAUAGGGCUUGAUCCGGAGGCCAAAGACUGGAUUUUGACGUCUUUUUCCUGUGUAGCACUCAGAAGAGCUGUUCCUAAGGAUGCAGGGGUGGGAUUUCGGAUGGCAAAAGAAGAUGAGGCGGUGGAAAAGCUCAAGGCAAUAUUGCUGAUGUACAGUGAAAAUGGUCAGUGGUUCGGGAUGGCGGAAGAGGCACUGAAUUCACUUUUUGCGGUUUCAUCCCGGCCGGAUGUUGUAUCAACAGAAAUCCUCAGGCAGAAAACGGAGGCUGUGUUCGGGACCAGGGAUCCGAAUGCGGAAAUAGGGGCUCUUUCGCAGCUUUUGUUCCUUGUGGGCCACAUCGGGUUGAAAAUCGUAAUAUACUUGGAGCAGUGCGAGGCGGAGUUCAAGAAAAAGCGGAUAAACGCAGAAACGAGGAAAAGCGAGCAGCAGAACGAGUUGGAUAUGAUCGGCGGGACGAACGAGGACGAUUUCUCGGAUGCGGUCCAGGCAAUCAAGGAGAAAGAGCUUCUAUAUGGCAAGACGAGUCUGCUUGCCGGGUAUGUGCCGAUGGUAAGACGAAUAGUGCAGGAUCAGAAAGAAUUUGCAGACCCGAGGUUGCAGAGGCAGGCGGUGCUUUGCUUGUGCAAGAUGAUGUGCAUUUCACCUCGUUUUUGCGAGGAUAACCUCCCGCUUUUGCUCGAAGUGAUGGAGAACUCGAAAGAUCCGGUUGUCCGGAGUAAUGCGGUUCUCGGGCUAGGUGACAUGGCGGUUUGCUUCAACAGCAUAAUCGACACAAACAAGAAUUAUCUCUAUGGCCGGCUCCAGGAUCCCGAUCUCAUGGUUCAAAGAACGUGUCUCAUGACUGUGACAUUCUUGAUUUUGGCCGGCCAGGUCAAGGUCAAGGGCCAGUUGGCACAGAUGGCCAAGUUGUACGUGAAUAAAGAUCCGGCAAUUGUUGACAUGUGCAAGCUUUUCUUCACCGAGUUGGCCACCAAGGAAAAUGCAAUUUACAACGGGUUCAUCGACAUGUUUAGUGGCUUGACUGCGGACAAAAAGCUUUCCGAGGCCGACUUCAACACCAUCAUCCGGUUUGUGGUGCCGUUUAUACAGAAAGAUAAGCACCGGCAGCAAUUGGCAAGCCGGCUGUACCAGCGGCUUCUCAAGGCAGAUGAUAGCGAUGUCUGGAAAAAGACUGCUUUCGUGAUCCGUGAGAUAAUUCCUCGUCAGGAUUCCACUGCUGCCUCCAGGAAGGAUAAGGAGAGUGCCAAAGCUAAGUUGUACAACACGAUUUUUGAUGAGAUCGAGAAGGGCUAUCAGCAACCAGAAGAGAAGGAGUAG